Messenger RNA from Musca domestica (house fly), 561 nucleotides. RefSeq names its product lectin subunit alpha. The coding region runs from base 29 to 523 and encodes 164 amino acids. The record is from RefSeq and is a predicted model, not a curated record. The transcript has 3 exons. Lineage: Eukaryota; Metazoa; Arthropoda; Insecta; Diptera; Muscidae. Gene Ontology annotation, molecular function: signaling receptor activity.
UCAAAAGAUGUCAUAAAAUUUUGUGAAUAUGAAGUUUCAAGUUAUAUUGUUCGUUGGUAUUUUCAUUUUCAAUGUAUUUUGCAUUGACUUUGGUCUUGCAAUACCGGAGUGGUUGAGAUCCCCAGAUGGGCAUGAGUAUCUAAUUGAAACGGACAAGAAGUAUGAAUGGCACGAAGCUUCCAGCGAAUGUAGACGUCGUGGUCUCCGUUUAGUGGAAAUUGAAAAUAUUCACAAAAGCGAUGCAUUGGAUACGUUGUUGAGAAAAACGUUUGAAGACUCAUUACUGGAUUUAUGGAUUGGGGCCACAGAUCUUGAAGUAACCAAGGAAAAAAAUCGCCCAUUUUAUUGGUCAAUGACGGGCAAACGUAUGGCAUUCACAAACUGGUCUAAGGGCCAACCAGACAACCAUAAAGGAAAGGAACACUGUGUUCACAUUUACAGUCCGUAUAACUUAAAAUGGAAUGAUGCCCCGUGUACCAUGAAACAAGGUUUCAUUUGCGAGGAAAGAUUCACAACUAAAUAAUUGAUGUGCCAACUGAAUAAAUACGAAUUAUAUUUUUA